Rhineura floridana is the source of this 1787-nucleotide messenger RNA. RefSeq names its product HD domain containing 3 (gene HDDC3). The coding region runs from base 605 to 1147 and encodes 180 amino acids. Gene Ontology annotation, molecular function: guanosine-3',5'-bis(diphosphate) 3'-diphosphatase activity. The transcript is spliced from 4 exons. The record is from RefSeq and is a predicted model, not a curated record. NCBI's taxonomy places the organism in Eukaryota, Metazoa, Chordata, Lepidosauria, Squamata, Rhineuridae.
GGGCUUCCUGGACAACGCGGGGCAUUGGCCACACACCAGAGGGUCUACAAGCCAACAUUCUCCAGUUUAAGUUCCCUCGAAAAUGCACAUUUUACCGCGGAGUAGCUCAGGGAAAGAGCCCCGGUCCUUCCUUAGCUGCUACCGCUUGCUUGGCGGCGGGGGGGCGGGUUGGAGGUUUUGCCCAGUCGAGGCCUGAGUGUCCCCGCUGUUUCCCGUGGGCAGCGCUGCCUCCCUCCGCUGACGAGCGGGAGCCGGCGUGGAAAGAGCCCGCGAGCGCCGCCUGCGGCUCCGCACCAGUGCCCCACCGACAGACGCCCUCGGAGGAGACCUCCGCGUGGCUCUUGCCCUUCCAGGGUCGGGGGGCCGCCGCAAGCAGAGCCCGCGGAGAGAGGGCCGGCCCAGCACCCCGCUGCCUGCUUUGCCAGCCCCAAAUCUCCCGGGCGGGCCCCGGGCUCAAGCAGCGCGCCCAGAGGUGCCUCUUGUGCCUGCCCGCCCUCCGGGGCUGCGGCUGUUCGGCAUUCCGAAGCCUGCCUGCGGUUUGCGCCAGGGUCGUUUGGCUAAGCGCCGGCCCGUGUCCCUGACAGUGGGCAGAGCAGGCUUGGCCAUGAGCGCUCCCGACGCGAUUCGGCUGCUGGACGCCGCCGACUUCGCCGCCCGGAAGCACGCGGCACAGCGGCGCAAAGACCCCGAGGGUACGCCUUACAUCAACCAUCCCAUCGGUGUAGCCCAGAUAUUGGCGCAGGAAGCUGGAAUAACGGACAUUGCAGUACUGCAGGCUGCUCUCCUACAUGACACCGUUGAAGAUACGGACACCACCUUCUCACAGAUCGAGGAACACUUUGGGGAGGAGGUGAGGCGCAUUGUGGAGGAAGUGACAGACGACAAGACGUUGCCGAAGAUGGAGCGCAAGCAGCUGCAGAUUGAACACGCUGCCCAUAGCAGCAGGCCUGCCCGGCUGGUGAAACUGGCUGACAAGCUGUAUAACCUGCGAGACCUGAACCGCUGCACCCCGCAAGGUUGGUCCGAGGAACGAGUCCAGGAGUACUUUCUUUGGGCCUCAAAAGUCGUGAAGAGCAUGUGUGGGACAAGCCCGGUGCUGGAGGAGAAGCUGUGGCUGCUGUUUAAAGCCAGGGGGCUACCUGAGUGACAGUGCCAAGGUCCAGCCUACUCUACUGGAAGGGAUACCAGGCUACAGACUUUGCUGAGCUGCUAGAUCAAAAAUGGAGAAGGCUUUUCACAAUUGGCCUCCAGUCCCACUUACUCUUAUCCUGCUUCAGGGUUUUUGCACUGCCCUCUGGAUACUCCCAUGCCAUCUAAUGCCUAGUGAUGCCCCCUGCACAUAUUAGGAUUAUUGAACAUGUGCUGGAAACAAGCCCACCCGGACAGAGGACUUUUCUUCCCUCCGGAACAAGCGUAGAGAGAAUGGCAUGCAAGGAGAGAAGAUGAAAGUUGUGCUUUUGCUCCUCUUUUCUCUUCCCCCACCCCCUGGGGUGAUAAAGGCAUUCUGUGCAGCAGAGGAACCGAGCUUCAGGGUAUUGCUUUUGUGCCUGAUCUUCACCUCUCCUCUCUAGGCCUUUCUAUCACACCACCUUCUCUGGAGUCAGAGAUGAGGCCAGGACCACAGAGAUUUCUUCUGCAGUUCCAGGGCAGACCUGUACUCUAGAUCAAAGAGUGCAGUGGGGUGUCUAUAGUUCUUAAGAUCUGAUCUAUUUCCCCCCCCAGUUGGCAGGAUAGUGAAAGAAUGUAUGUUGACAGUGGUCGUCAAUAAAGAUCUGAGCAGGAUGUGA